Emys orbicularis (European pond turtle) is the source of this 294-nucleotide messenger RNA. RefSeq names its product peptide YY-like. NCBI's taxonomy places the organism in Eukaryota, Metazoa, Chordata, Testudines, Emydidae. Gene Ontology annotation, cellular component: extracellular region. Gene Ontology annotation, biological process: neuropeptide signaling pathway; feeding behavior. The transcript is spliced from 3 exons. Gene Ontology annotation, molecular function: neuropeptide hormone activity; neuropeptide Y receptor binding. The record is from RefSeq and is a predicted model, not a curated record. The coding region runs from base 1 to 294 and encodes 97 amino acids.
AUGGUCGCCUCUGUGAAGCUCUGGCCCAUGCUGGUUGCCGUGACCCUCUGUGUGCUGUUCUGCUUGGGGGCGCUGGUGGAGGCCUACCCCCCCAAACCAGAGAACCCCGGAGACGACGCCUCCCCGGAAGAAAUGGCCAAAUACUUCUCCGCCCUGCGGCAUUACAUUAACCUAGUGACAAGGCAGCGGUACGGGAAGAGAUCCAGCCCAGAGGCCCUGAUGUCCGAGCUGAUCUUCGGGGACAGCAGCGACCACACUGGCAGAUCGCGGUACGAGGACUCCUACCUAUGGUGA